This is a messenger RNA of Colossoma macropomum (tambaqui), 7232 nucleotides long. RefSeq names its product A-kinase anchor protein 7 (gene akap7). Lineage: Eukaryota; Metazoa; Chordata; Actinopteri; Characiformes; Serrasalmidae. The coding region runs from base 1754 to 3091 and encodes 445 amino acids. The transcript is spliced from 9 exons. The record is from RefSeq and is a predicted model, not a curated record. Gene Ontology annotation, cellular component: cytosol. Gene Ontology annotation, molecular function: protein kinase A regulatory subunit binding.
UGUACAUAAUGGCCCCGCCGGCGCUCCGUAGUUGUUUACACGGUGGAAGCGCGGCGCCGCGCGGUGAGAAAGACAAACCGGAGACGCGGUAUUUAGCGAGUAUUAGCGCGAUUAUCAUUAAUAUCACUGAUAAUAUCACUGCUAACGGCGGGCAGAGAGGAAACUAACUACAGCAGUGACCGAACUACUCGGAGUGUCCGAGUCGCGCGGACAAACAGGACAAACAGUCUGAGGAGUCAGAGUUACAGUCAGAGUUACACUCAGAGUUACUGUCAGAGCAGAGCAGAGAAGUUUACUGACCGCUAGGAGCUUACUGACCUCUGAGAUUCCAACCGCUGCUGAACCUUCAGCCAAGAUAUUUAACCGUCCAGUCAAGAUACAGCUACAAGCAAACUCUUUAGCUGAGAUAUUUGAGCUACUGACCGCCCAGUUGAGAGUUUUGAACAGCAACUGACUCUUUAGCUUGAGAUAUUUGAGCUACUGACUGUCCAGUCAAAAGUUUUCAACAGCAGCUGACCCUUUAGCUGAGAUAUUUAAGCUACUGACCGUCCGGUCAGGGUCUACUAGCAGCUACAGACCCUUUAGCUGAGAUAUUUAAGCUACUGACCAUCCAGUUGAGAGUUUUGAACAGCAACUGACUCUUUAGCUUGAGAUAUUUGAGCUACUGACUGUCCAGUCAAAAGUUUUCAACAGCAACUGACCCUUUAGCUGAGAUAUUUAAGCUACUGACCGUCCGGUCAGGGUCUACUAGCAGCUACAGACCCUUUAGCUGAGAUAUUUAAGCUACUGACCGCCCAGUUGAGAGUUUUGAACAGCAACUGACUCUUCAGCUUGAGAUAUGUAAGAUAUUGACCGUCCGGUAGAGAUUUUUCAACAACUACUGACUCUUUAGCUGAGAUAUUUAAGCUACUGACCGUCCAGUUGAGAGUUUUCAACAACAACCGACUCUUUAGCUUGAGAUAUUUAAGAUACUGACUGUGCAGUCAAAAGUUUGCCACAGCUAAUGACCCUUUAGCUGAAAUAUUUAAGCUAGUGACCAUCCGGUCAGGGUAUACUAGCAGCUACAGACCCUUUAGCUGAGAUAUUUAAGCUACUGACCGCCCAGUCGAGAGUUUUCAACUGCAGCUGACUCUUUAGCUAAAAUAUUUAAGCUACUGACCGUCCAGUCAGGGUAUACUAGCAGCUACAGACCCUUUAGCUGAGAUAUUUAAGCUACUGACCGCCCAGUCGAGAGUUUUCAACUGCAACUGACUCUUUAGCUUCAUAUAUUUCAGCUACUGACCGUCCAGUAGACAUUUUUCAACAGCAACUGACCUUCAGCUGCAAAAUGUAAGCUACUGACCAUCCAGUCAAGGUUUACUAGCAGCUACUGACCCUGUAGCUGAGAUAUUUCAGCUACUGACCAUCCAGUUGAGAUUUUUCAACAACAACUGACUCUUUAGCUUGAUAUAUUUCAGCCACUGACCAUCCAGUCAAGGUAUAGUAGCAGCUACUGACCCUUUAGCUGAGAUAUUUAAGCUACUGACUGUCCAGUCAAGAUAUACAAGCAGCGACUGACCUUCCAGCCACGAUACUAACAUAAAUACUGACCGUUCUGCUGUUUACAGACUGAGUUGCCCUCAGUUUGCUCUUGGCUGGGCUCUGACUUUAUAGACUCGUCUGUUACUGAUAACCCGUCAGCAAAUAGACUUUAAAUACUAGCCUUUAUAAAACGUUGAACAGGUGUGGACCGUCUGCCAUCGUCCAGUUUGACAUGUUCAGACGGCCCGUAUCGUUCAGUGUUCUAAUAAAUAAGACUCUGUCGAGAGUGUUUCAUGCCAGUGCCCAUUCAGAAGCGGUCAGUCGGAAGCUCCUGUCACUCAGAGUGAUCCCUCUGCCUCUAGCUGUCCGUCAGCUCUCCUGCAUAACUCGGAGAAAGGUGGACUACCUGAUGUCCUUGCAGCCAGUUCCAGAGAAGACCACAUCCGGUGGUCAGCAGGAGCCACAGGCAGAAAAAUCCAGCACAGCGGUCAGAAAAGAACCCAAAGCUGGAAGUAAAAAGGAGAAGAAGGUGAAAAAGGUGAAGAGUCCUAAAAAAGCGCGUGGGCGAAAGCAGAGAGAGAGAGAGUCGGAGUCCACGGAGAGCCUGCUGGCUGAGCUGCCCUUCGCCAGCACAGAGAUAUGGAAGGAGCUCGGCUUCGCUGGUGGCGAGUCGAGCACGAAGAAAAAGAGAAAGAGAGCGGAGAAGGGACGAGUGGAGAGUGAGGAGGACGGAGAGAAGGAGAAAAAGAAGAAAAAGGGCUCCCCUCGGCCCAACUACUUCGUCUCCAUACCCAUCACCAACCAGAAGAUAAAGCAGGCGGUGGAGGAGCUUCAGGCAGAGAUUCUGCAGAAGGAGCCUCGUCUCUCCAGAGCUUUGAUUCCUGUGGGCACCCUCCACAUCACGCUGCUCGUCACACACCUGGCCACACCUGAGGAGGUGCACACUGCUGCAGCAGCUCUAGAGGAGAUGCAGCCCACUCUGAGGGCCCUGCUGGGGGGGCGGAGCCUCACGCUGCCCUUCCGCGGCAUUGGUCACUUCAGACAGGAAGUAGCCUUCAUUCAGAUCAACCAGGGGGAACAUCUCAGCACCCUCAGCAGCAUCGCAGACUCGGUCAGAAGGGCGUUUGAGGAGAAAGGCGUCUCGUCUGGAGAUCAGAAAGACUUCAAACCUCACCUGACCUUCAUCAAGCUUUCUCGAGCUCCUAAACUGCGGCGUCAGGGAAUUAAGAAGCUGGACGCAGCUCUGUACGCCCCGUUCGAGCGGAGGGAGUUCGGUGAGGAGAGCGCGUGCACGCUGGACCUGUGCUCCAUGUUGAAGAAGAAGUCGGCCGAUGGAUAUUACCAUCGCGAGAAGACGGUCACCUUCAAUCUAUUGCAGAGCACACAGCGCACUGCUCGGCCAAGUGCUAAGGGUGGUCCGGAGCUGGACGAUGAGGAGCUGGUGAGUCUGAGUAAGAGGCUGGUGGAGGACGCUGUGUUUCGCGCCGUGCAGCAGUACAUGGAGGAAACGCAGCAGAACGGAGCGGCGCCCAAAGACGAGGCUCCGCCCCCUCUGACCACCAACAAAUGACCACGUGACCUCUGAGCCGGACCCUCACCCACCCACCCCCCGGGCGGAGCGCUGGAGCCACGCCUCCUCCUCCCUGCCUCCGGGCGAGAGAGCGAGUGCCGCGGAGCGAGAGAGUGUGCAGGACUGGCGAGUGGAGGGAAAGAAGAGCGAGCUGGACUGGAUCUGAUGCUGGACUGCUCCCUGCGCAGCUUUCUGUCUUCGUACAAACGUUAAAUCUGCAGCCGUCGCCAGUGUCCUGCCCGAGAGGGCCUUUCUGUUCUUUAAUGUUUUUUAUUGCUUAAAGUGAUAGUUUGGGAGGAGAAUCUAAAUUUACCCCCCCCGUCUCACCCCAAACGGAAUUGAUGAGCUACGAUAUAUUUAGUGUCUUAAGUUUGCUUCUUUCUGCCCAGGAGGUUAACGUAGCUAAGUAGUGGAAGCUUAUAGCCCACCAAUUAGCAUGUAGCAUACUGCAUCAUACUAAAACGUGCAUCAUACAGUGUCAGAAACCACCUGGACUGGGUUGCACCAGGUUUGCCUAAGUUUACACUUAAGUUUAGGGCGUAUAUCCGCUUAUUCAGCCUUCAUUGGUUUAGCCCCAAUCCCAAAUUUAUGAGUGUUUUAGCACAGACUUUUUUGAGGCACAAUGCAGGGCAGCCAAUCAGAACCGAUCUCAUUUACAUAUAUCAGUCUUAAAAGAACAGCGUAAGGAAUGAAGAGAGAUUGGGAAAUGGUCGUUUGUUUUUGACAUGUAAAAUCACAUACGUUAUGGGUCGUUUGAGCUCCAUGUGGUUUUUGGUGUGAAGAUUUAGCAGUUAGCACCAUGCUAAUUGGUGGGGCAUAAGCUUCCAUUGCUUGUUAGCCACAUUAGCCUCAUAGCUCCAGUAACUAAAGAAGCAAACGUCAGACGCUUCGAACGUGCCUCGGCUGAUGGGCUACUUUUGGCGAAAGGGAGGAAACCGGGUGAACUUGGUUCGUUGCUGAAUUAUCACUUUAUUGAUUGAUUGGACAGAGAGCGAGUGAGGGGAAAGGGAUAGAGAAAGAGACGAGGAGAUGGUGGUUUCACUUCACAGCACCUUGAGUGAAUACGAUGAACAGAUGAUCCCACACACACACACACACACACACACACACACACACACACAGUGCUAAACUCUACUAGCGUCUGGGCUCUUGCUGGAGGCCAGUGCUGUUGCAAAGACAAUCAAAGCUGCUUUCUCAGCACAAAAUCAGUAAACAUACAGUGAAAACUGAAAAUGAACUGCAUCUCUGAACCACUUCAGUCUCCAAAACCGGGACGAUUACAGAACUGUGGACUUCUGCAGCUCCAAAGAAAAUAAAUGAAUUCAGACUUUGUUACUUAAUAUAUAUGUGUUUGUGUUUGUGUGUAUGUUUGUGUGUGUGUGUGUGCGUGUUACAGAACUUCUCGGCAGGUGAAAAGAUCUGAAUGUUGGCGAUACAUAGCUGUAAGUUGGAACAGCUUCUGGUCAAAUGACAUGUUUUGAUUUUCCUAGUAAAACGUAACUGAACACAUCCUCCACAGAGACUCUCGAAUGUGAAUUUUCCUGCAAAAUUUAAUGCACAAUUUCUACUUAUUUACUGAGUAUAACACAUUAGAAAAAGGAUAAAUGUGCCAAAACUUUUGCACAGGCCAUGUUUUGUGUUUUAUUAUUUUUCCAAUAUGUACAAUUCAGCAAUUAAGCAGUAAGUGUUCAUUAAAAUGUGCAGUAGUGUGUCUCUGUAGAGGAUGUGUUCACUUAUUCACACUCAGAAAAUCAAUAACAUGGAAUUUGACCAAACAUUUGCAUACAACUAAAUAUAUAUUAUAUAUAUAUUUUAUAAUUUUACUUCCUCCAAACAUUAUUUCUUGAGAUAAGCUAAAUUCCACUAGAUAAAACAAAGAUAAAAGUCUACAAAUAAACUGAAUAAUCUUAUAAUAUUCUUACAACUGUCUCAUAAUGAUAACAAUCUCAUAUAUAUUUAGAACGUUUUCUCUUGCCAGGAUGUGACUGGAUUGUGCGUGUGAACCUCUGGUGAUGUUUGUCUGAAGCUGUUUUGAUUGUGAAGGGUCGCUAUGAUGUUCUGAACCACUAUACCCUGUUGAUUUGUUUUGUUUUGUUUGUUUGUUUGUGUAGGCCGUGUUUAUGAUGCACGGCUGGUGGAGAGGAUGCUGCGGUCAGAGAGAGUGUGUGUUCAGAGGCGCGUGAAGGACUUUAAGACACUAUUAGAGCAACCAGCAGUCCGAGCACUCAUCACACAGGAGCUGAGCCUCAGCAGCACAACAACAACACAACAACAAUAAACAACCAACCUACAAACUGAACUCACACACAGACACACAUUUCCUCACAAACACCUCCAGAUUGGCCGAUACACACAUGGAGAAAACCUAACAAAACACUCCACGCUCAUUUACAGAUAAACACAGUGAAGACUAUUGAGUAGGGAUGCACAGUGAUAUCGGAAUUUUAUCCGUAUCGUCAGAUAUUCGCUUUAAUAUAGUUAUUGGUGUCAGACUGAUGUUUAGAUUUUAAGCAAUUUGACCAAUAUUCCCAAAUCAGAUAUCAUGGGCCAUCAAUUCCUAUAUCAGAUAUCGGCGUCAGCCCACAAUUCCUAUAUCUGAUAUUGGCGUCAGCCUGUAAUUCCCAUUUCAGAUAUUGGCAUCAGCUGAGAAUAGCCAUAUCGGAUUUCAGUAUUGGCCCAUGAUUCCCAUAUCAGAUAUCAGCAUCAGCCUAUAAUUCCCAUAUCAGAUAUUGGCAUCAGCCCAUAAUUCCCAUAUUGGAAAUUGGCAGUAGCCCAUAAUUCCCAUAUUGGAUAUUGGCAUCAGCCCAUAAUUCCCAUAUUGGAAAUUGGCAGUAGCCCAUAAUUCCCAUAUUGGAUAUUGGCAUCAGCCCAUAAUUCCCAUAUCGGAUAUUGGCAUCAGCCCAUAAUUCCCAUAUUAGAAAUCGGCAUUAGCCCAUAAUUCCCAUAUUGGAUAUUGGCAUUGGUUGGCAAUUUUCUUACCUCAGCAUAGGCCCACAUUUUCCAUGUUGGAUCCCGGCAUCGGCCCACAAGUCUAAUAUCGAAUAUCAGAAUCAGCCCACAGUUCUCAUCCUGGAUAUCGACCCACUGUCCUGUUAUCAGAUAUCAGCAUCAGCACACAGUUCUCAUAUCAGAUGUCAGCACAAACCCACUAUUCCCAUGUUGAAUAUUGGCAUCAGAUGACAAUUCCCAGAUACUAAUAUUGGAUUUAGCCCACAAUUUCCAUAUUGGAUAUUGGCAUCAGCACAUUUUCGAUAUCAGAAGCAGCCGAUUUGGGAUAUUGGCAUCGGUGCGCAGUUCCCAUAUUGGAUAUCCACAUCAGCCCACAAGUCCCAUAUCAGAUAAUAGCAUCAGCCGACAAUUUCCCACGUCGGAUAUUGCCAUUGGUUGACAAUUCCUGUAUCAGGAAUUUUGCAUCAUCCCGUAUUAUCAGUGCAUAAUUCCCAUAUUGGUGCAUCCCUGCUUUAGACAUUUAACUGGACACUCUGAAGCUUGUUGCUAACACACACACACACAAACACACUGAACAACAACCAGCAGCCUAGACGCUGAUACAGACGCACGCUGGACAGAGAGACUUUUUAAAAAGGUUUAUCUGAUCAUUUGUUUUUAAAGGAAGAUAUAAUGAAUUUGAGUUGACUUCAAUGGGGAAUAAUGAGCUAUAUUAGCUGGAUGAAUUUGAGUUGAAUCUACAAUAAGUGGAUGAAUCUGAUAGAUUUUUUUCUUUGCGCUCUUUGUCUCCACUUCCAAAGUGACCUUAAUCACCCCAGUCGAACAAAAGGAUCUUCAUGUUCCACCUUAUGACACCUUUCUGUUUACUUCUUUUUAUAUUUUUGUGUUCAAUGCUGCAUCUCUUCACCAGAUCCUUAAACCGAAGCUUCAUUUUUUAAAGAAAUUAUGUUUGUGUCUGCUGUGGUGAACUUUCUGUUCGUCUACACACAACGAACGAUAUAUUAAAAGCAAAAUGAAACCAAGAUGUCACCAUCCCGCCACUUCCUUCACUGUUUCAUCUUUUUCUCUUUUUUUUAAUCUAAGAAAUCCGUAGUAUGUGAUUUAACCGCAGACUCGCCGUGUGAGUCACUCUCUGUGGUAGGUGUGGGUGGGUUGGGGGUGUAUUAAUAAAGAGUUUCGGAUUCUUUUUUUU